Molecule: messenger RNA, 1392 nt
Organism: Cordyceps militaris CM01
Lineage: Eukaryota; Fungi; Ascomycota; Sordariomycetes; Hypocreales; Cordycipitaceae
Product: nonspecific lipid-transfer protein
Exons: 2
Coding region: 1-1392 (463 amino acids)
Molecular function (GO): acyltransferase activity, transferring groups other than amino-acyl groups
Source: RefSeq, a predicted model, not a curated record
AUGGCUACUCGCGAACCCAUUCCAACGUACGUCCUCGGCGUCGGCAUGACCGAGUUCAUCAAGCCGCGCGGCCUGCGCGACUACCCCGAACUCGGCUACGAGGCGGGCAUCAAGGCCAUGCUGGACGCGCAAAUCAACUACGACGACGUGCAGACGGGCAUCGCCGGCUUCAACUACGGCGACUCGACGUGCGGCCAGCGCGUCUUUUACCAGUUCGGCAUGACGUCCAUCCCCAUUGUCAACACGGGCAACGCGUGCGCCACCGGGUCCGCGGCGCUGUACCUCGCGCGCACCAUGAUCCGCGCCGGCGCCCUCGACUGCGUGCUCGUCGUCGGCUUCGAGAAGAUGGAGCCGGGCCCGAUCCGGGACAAGUGGACCGACAGGGCCAAGCCGACGCAGCUGAGCCGCCAGAUGAUGGAGGACAUGCGCGGCCCGGCCCCGGGCCCGCCCAACGCGCAGUAUUUUGCCAACGCGGGCCGGGAGUACAUGGAAAAGUAUAUAUCAAACGAGGGAGAAUUCGUUGAAGACUUUGCGGAAAUCGCGCGCGUCAGCCACGAGCACUCGCAGCGCAACCCGUACGCGCAGUUCCGCCAGGCGUACUCGCUGCAGGCCAUCCUCGACGCGCCCAUGAUCUGCCCGCCGCUGACGAAGCUGCAGUGCAGCCCGACGAGCGACGGGGCGGGCGCGGCCGUCGUCGUCUCGCAGCGCUUCCUGGACGCGCGGCCGCACCUGCGCGGGCAGGCUGUGCUCAUGGCCGGCCAGCAGCUGGCAACGGACUCGCCGCGGCUGUACGCGGCGCGCAGCGCCAUCGAUCUCGUCGGCUACGACAUGACGCGGCGCGCCGUGGCGGCGGCGCUGCGCGAGGCGCAGACGUCUCUCGACGCGGUGCGCGUGUGCGAGCUGCACGACUGCUUCUCCGCCAACGCGCUCGUGCUGCUCGAGAGCCUCGGGUUCAGCGGCGUCGGCGCCGCGCACGAAAUGGUGCGCCGCGGCGACAUCACGUACGGCGGCCGCGUCGUCGUCAACCCCUCGGGCGGGCUCAUCUCCAAGGGCCACCCGCUCGGCGCCACCGGCCUGGCCCAGUGCGCCGAGCUCGUCUGGCAGCUGCGCGGCUGGGCCAACAACCGGCUCGUCAGGGACGUCGACGUCGCGCUGCAGCAUAAUCUGGGCCUGGGCGGCGCGACGGUCGUCACCGUGUAUAAGCGCGCGGAUGGGGGAAAGAAUGCGGCGGUGAGCGAUGAGCAGAUUGCAAAGAGCAGCUGGCUGGGGUAUAACCCGGCGGUCGAGGCGCGCGGCUUCAGAGAGGCGGAUGCGGCAAAGGUGAGGAGCCGCACGGCGCGGAGCGAGUAUGCGCUGUCGGACACGCAGAAGAAAAUUGAAGCGCGUCUGUAG